AUGCUCAACAGCAAUAGCACCAACAAGGACAAUCACAAGAGCAGCUCAGCUCGAGGAGUUUCUCUACAUAUCCGCAAGCAGCUGGCAAAGGACAUCCAUAGAGCUGGUGGCAUAGAAGCUAUUGGGCUUGAAAACGACGGAAAAACACUUGACCAAAUCCUCAAACAAAAGGAGCAUCUCUACGGAAAACGUGGCAGCACAGAACGUCGACAGGUCCGCAACUUGUUCCACAAGUGGAAGAACUACUCGCCUGAGAAAUAUUGUGAACAGGUUGUGAUUCCCCUUGUUCUUGCUGAUACAGCUACUGAAGAUACUGCUAGCCACACAGCAGACUCUAGCUUCGACGUACCAACACCGGAACCAACACCAAGCCAAAUCCCCCCACCUAAACCCAGCAGGACAGCAGCAAGAACCAAGUCCAUCCCUUCACUUAGUGAGAAGCCAAAACCCGCAAUCACCAAGCCCGCAUCAUUUUUUUUUGAGAAGCCAGAGCCAACAACCAUGUCUCGUGACAACUCAUUCACUAUCAAGGUCAACACUGAACGUCCAGAGGCAAACAGAGAAGUUAUGGUGUAUGAACUAGACAGGAUCCAGGGUGUUGGCGACAAGCAGAACCAGCUCUUUAGCGGAUUCUGGAUAGUUAUGCCCAUUGAUUUCCGCUACAUUUUGGAUGACGACGAGACCACUCACUGGAAGGUUUCGGUCAUAGCAAAGAACAAGCUCUUACUUUCGAUACAAGCUUGGAAUUACUCAGCACUUCAUGACAGGGAUGAAUUCAAAAAGUGUGUAACCAAGAAUGAUUUGGAAGCCAUGGAUGGUGCUAUGCAUGAUCUGAUUGAUGAGAAGACUUGUGAAGUCUAUGAGGACCGAAAGUGGAAGCAUCUAAUUUUGGAGUUUGAACAAGAUGUCCACUUGUCCACAAAGGAAAUCUAUGAUAAUGAUGUUGUCGAGCUGGAGCCCCUGCUGCUUCCCAUCACUGUGAAACAUCCCAAGAAUCCCAAGCUGAAAUACACUUCUAUGUUUGCAUCAUGGAAAGUGGCACGAAUUGAUGUGAAGGCUCGCAAAAUGGGGAAGGUUGGAAAGAAAGAGAAGAAGAGCAAUGCUGCUCGCCAACUAGAGGCAUUAAUGAAUGGUAUAUCUAUUCAUAAUGAUGAUACUGUGCUUGCUCCUGUGGACUCUGAGUCUGAAGAGGAGGAGUCUGAAGAGGAGGAGUCUGAAGACGAGGAGUCUGAAGAAGAAGAGCGGAUGAAGAUCUGCGAUAUUGAAAUGCUAACAGCCCCAGUGGCUAGCAUCGCACCUGUAAAGCCUAGCCCCGUAUUCAGUCUGGAGACAGUGCCAAAACUUUCACCGGUUCCUCAAGGCAUGCCAUCGGUCUUGUUUGCUGCUGCCCCAACAGGUAGCCUGGCUCCCAAUCCACCUACAAGGGACACUCAAGAGAUGACAGAAGAGCUCCGCAAGAACUCAUUCAAGCCACGCCCAAGUAGCAGAGUUUCACGUGCCUACACGGCGGAGCAGAGGAGGAAGGAAAGGAGAGCAGAGAAGCAGAACCAAGCCAGAUUGAAAAACCCCACCCCUGGCAUUGAUGAAAACUUCCUCCAGGGUCUUAUCGUUGCCGCAGAUACCUCCCAUGAGAAGACAAAAGAAAUAAUGGCAAAGUCAAAAACCCCAACUGAGGAAAGCGUUGAUACAGAUUCAGAGGCGGACACAGACGAUGAAGGCUCGGACAAUGAAGACUCAGUUGAUGCUUACCGCCAUGCUCGCCGAAUGGAAAAGGCACAUGAAUUGCUGAAAGAAGAAAAGGGUGGCGACAUUGCUUGGUGUGAUGCCAUGAUUGCCGAUCUUGAAAAGUUUGUUUCUGAAAAUGAAGCAGGCCUUGACGAUCUCCUCGCAGAGGACGAUAUAAAUGCACUGCUAGGAGAGGAUAGUGGCAGUGAUGAUGGUGAAAGCUCUGACAAUGCAACUGUCAGGAGAAAGCGUUCUUGGAAUGAAACCAGCAGCGACGAAGAAACUGACACUGACAUUGAGAUGGAUGGAGAAGAAUUAUUGGAGCCUCCAACCAAGAGGAAAUAA
Seminavis robusta is the source of this 2070-nucleotide messenger RNA. Lineage: Eukaryota; Bacillariophyta; Bacillariophyceae; Naviculales; Naviculaceae. The record is from the annotation of a GenBank genome assembly.